UUUAUUCUGGACAUGAUGAAUUUAAGGAUUUCCUGCAUGCUGGUGUUCUUCACUCUGUAUCUGCAAGAGGGAUUAUCAAGGGAAUAUGAAGCUAAACUUGGAGCAGAUGUUCUUUUACAGAGAAUAAGACGUCAAAGCAAACCAACUAAAUUAGUGCUGAAGGUGACAGACUACCAUGUGGGGUGUACAGUGGUGUCCAGAUACGCUGUGACCACAGUGCAGAGCUCAGUGUGGAACCAGCUGCCCGUCACCAAGGAGGCGGCCUUCGAGGUGGACCUGCCCUCCUCUGCCUUCAUCUCCAACUUCACCAUCACCUCCUAUGGCAAGGUGUAUGUGGGCCAGGUGACGGAGAGAGCUGCUGCCAGGAACAUUUACGAUGCUGCUAAGAAGCAAGGGAAAACAGCCGGGCUCGUUGCUACCAAAGAGCGAGAGAUUGAGAAGUUCCGCGUGGCGGUGAGCGUGCCGUCUGGAGCUCGGGUUUCCUUCUCCCUGACCUACGAGGAGCUGCUGCCUCGACGCCUCGGCCGCUAUGAGCUCAGUCUGGGUCUGAGGCCGGGUCAGCCUGUGCAGAACCUCUCGUUAGACGUCAGUAUAACGGAGAGGACGGGCAUCAGUUUCCUCAAAGCCUUUCCUCUCAGGAUGAGCCGGCUGCUCUCCAACACCGCUCAAGGCGAUGCAGAAGCCCCGGCCUCCACUCAUGUUGAGCAGAACACAAACUGUGCUCGUGUCCGCUACAGUCCCACUAUACAGCAGCAGAACAGCAUCUCGUCCAACGGUCUCAACGCAGACUUCAUCCUCCAGUAUGACGUGGAGCUCAGAGACCUCAUGGGUGAAGUCCAGGUGUAUGAUGGGUAUUUUGUGCAUUACUUUGCACCCAGAGGACUUCCUGUUGUUCCUAAGGAUGUUAUUUUUGUCAUUGAUGUCAGUGGCUCAAUGAUAGGCACUAAGAUAAAACAGACGAAGCAGGCCAUGAGCACGAUUCUCGGGGACCUGAGAGAGGGAGACCACUUCAACAUCAUCACCUUCUCAGACAAAGUUCACACCUGGAAGAAAGGACGGACAGUUCGGGCGACUCGGCAGAACGUACGAGACGCCAAAGACUUUGUGAAGAGGAUUAUUGCAGAAGGAUGGACGAACAUCAACGCAGCUCUGCUCUCUGCUGCCCAGCUGGUCAACCCUUCAUCCUCCUCCUCCUCCAGCCACCUCUCAUCCCGACGUGUCCCUCUGGUUAUCUUCCUCACUGAUGGAGAGGCAACCAUUGGAGUAACGACCGGCGACACCAUCCUCAGCAACGCCAAGAAAGCUCUGGGCUCCUCGUCUCUGUUCGGCCUCGCCUUUGGAGACGACGCAGACUUCCUCCUCCUGAAACGCCUCGCUCUGGAUAACCGCGGCGUGGCGAGGAUGGUUUACGAGGACGCCGACGCAGCCCUGCAGCUGAAGGGUUUCUACGAUGAAGUGGCGAGUCCUCUGCUAUCAGACAUCCAGCUGUCGUAUCUGGACGAUCAGGCGUUUGACAUCACCCGCUCCAUGUUCCCAAACUACUUCCAAGGCUCAGAGCUGGUGGUGGCUGGGAGGGUGAAACCAGGGCUGAAGGAUUUUAAGGUGUCAAUGUCCGCCACUGAUUCAAAGCAACGCAUCAAGUUGGAGAACGAGGUGUUGAUUUCCCACGCAAAAGGCAACGGGAGUGCAGAUUCAGUCGAGUGCUCUGCAGGCUCGGAAGGAAUCUCCACCUUCGUGCACCGCCUCUGGGCGUAUUUCACCAUCAAAGAGCUGCUGCUGGCAAAACUGAGCGCAACUGACCCUGCAACUCAGAGGAUACUGGCAGACAAGGCCACAAACCUUUCCCUGAAAUAUAACUUUGUAACACCGGUCACUUCUUUAGUUGUGGUUAAGCCCGAUGCAGAUGAAGAAACUCCAACCCCGGUAAAACCCACCACCGCAGCGACUACAACCACAACAGCAGCGACUACAACAACGACAGCGACGACUACUGCCGCCAUCAAAAUAUUAGCUGUGAAGAAGCUCAGUUCUAACACAAAGCCUAAAACAAAACCAGACCCUCCUCAGCCACCUCAAAAGCAAACAAAAAAAGUCCUUCUACCAACUUCCACUGCAAAAGUAGGAGUUUCACCAUCAAAGAAAGCCACAACCACAUCAAGUCCCACCUCUGUGAAAACUGCCCCUGCUCCAAUCUCUGGGAAAAAGCCAACCCCUUCCCAAAAUGAAUCCAAAACUGCCUCUCCUCUUCCUGCCGGUAAGACACACACCUCCCUGCUGAAUGCUUUAAAAACAGCGGCACCCCCUGCACCCGGAAAAGUCUCCACCCCGUUUCCAAAUGUCGUGAAAACAACCCCCACAACCACCACAGUGUUCACCACCAGCACCACGCCUCCACCCAGCUCAGUCCGAACCGACCCUGCUCUCCUGCCUGGGAAACCCCUUACCCCACAGCCCAGUACAGUGAGAACGACCCUGCCUCCUGUCAGAGUGACCGUUCCCUCCCUAGAGGCGGAGAACAGCUCCACCUCUGCUCCACCUGUGCCUGACAUCACCACCCCCCCGCCCGAGGCAUCCUCUCUGCUCACCUCCCCCACCCCGGUGCCGGCGCCCAGCGUGGACGACCACAACGACACCGAGCUGAGCAUCGCCACCUUUGUGUCGGCCAACUUCGCUCCCAUGCCUGGUGUAACAGAUGGGCCACGUUUGUGGGAGGCAGCAGGGCUUCUGGAUGUCUCUACUUUCAUUCAGAGGAAAGAUAUUGACCUUGUGAAAGACUUUGAUGCGACCUAUGACGUGGACUACGAUCUCAAUUAUGAUGCAUGGGAUGAUACUGCAGACACAGAAUCGUUUGAUAGUUCUCCAUCCAUCAUUCGCGUCUUCUCCUCAUCAGUUGAUGGAGAUCCUCAUUUUGUAGUCCAGCUGCCUAAGCUGCGUCAGAAUUUGUGUUUCACUGUCGACGGCCGAGCCAAUGACGUUCUCAGACUGUUAGAGGACCCAGAGAGAGGGAUAAUUGUGGACGGCCACCUCAUGGGAGCUCCCUCUAAGCACGGGGUGGAGGAUCGGACCCGGACCUACUUCGACCGGAUCACCAUUUCCUCCGCCACCAAGCUCUCCGGGGACAUCAUGAUCACCCUCUCGUUGGACGCUGUAGUGGUGGAAGGUGAGGGGCGGGACCAUCUCCCCAUCAAUCAGCAGGGAUCGGUGACGCGGCAGGGGGUGACGGUCACCGUGGACGACCACCGGAGUUGCUGGAUCGAGCUUGACCGGGACGUCCGCUUCCUGGUUCUGUUCCACCAGUACAAACACCCCAGCUACCUGCAGAUGGCUCACCUGGGCUUCUACAUCAGGGAUGGACGAGGGCUGUCCGCUGCAACCCAAGGCCUGCUGGGCCAGUUCCAGCACGCUGACAUGAGAGUCUCAGCGCUGCAGGAUGCUCAGGAUGAAGCUCCCAACGAGGCGGUGUCAGCGCGGGGGGUCCUGAGGUGGGGAGCGGAGCACAUGCCGGUCACCUUGCAGGACAAGACGCUGAAAGACACGGUGCGGAAACGCCACACGGGCAUGUGUUGGGUGGUACCCAAAGCAGAGGUAGAGAGACUCCUGGGUCAUCCAUACGAGAGCUACGUGGUGGAGCAUGUGUAAUCCUAGCCGAGUCUUCUUCUCCGCCUUCUCUGCUGCUCGUCUCGGGUCACAGAGAAUAUAAUAGCGGUGAAAACUGGGACUCUAAAAGGUUUCCACGCUAUUCUGUAAGGAGCGGUGGGACACCGUUGUGGUUACAAAAAGAGGAAGUGAAGGAGUAAUGAGGAAGUAUGGUUCAAUAGAUGUAUAAGGACUGAAGCGUGCUGUUGUUCUCCAUCAGGGAGUUUGGAUUCAUGUCUGUGACAGAGACUCCUGUUCGCAUGCAACCACAAAAUGUCCUUUAGCGCAGCAGCUCCAAAAUGUGUCACACACCAACUCACUUCAGAUAUUUAUCAGAUUAUAUUACAUCGAGGAUUCAUUAUAAGGCAAAGCCAGAUUCUUGUAAUUAUUAAAACUGUAUCUGUAAGUUGUAUUUUUUAGAGUGUAUAUAAAAUAUUAUUAUAUGUAUAGAUAACCUUAUAACACAAAGAAAGAAACACACAACAGUAUCAGGGUCUUUCCAGGUUUGCCAUGUGCUUUUUAUUUUUCUAUAAUUUCAUUCAUAGUUUAAUUCAUUUGUAUUUGUUACACAAGACAUUAGGCAUUGCUCACAUACUAGUGAUCAAACAAGGACAGUAAGUUUUUCUACUACUCAGCCUUAACUAUUUUUAUCUUUUGUCAAUUUUUCAAGGGAUAUUGUCAAUAGUGGUUUCCAAAAAAGGCCAAACUGGAUGGAAAUUAAAACAGUACGACCACACAUGAGGCUUUUGAUUUCAAUAAAUAAAAAAGAGAAGACAGUAUCUGAUGCUGAGGAAGGGGAAAGGGAGGGAGGGCUUCGGAUAUAUCGAAGAGUAAACAUUAUUCCAGUAUCCAGGAUGAAGACCACACACAAUGUUGAAACACACAGCUGUAUAGGUUUUAAUAGCUAAUAACUGAUGGCUGCUGCUGUUAUCCUGCCAUCAUAACCUGUUUCUUAUUAUAAUCAAAUGAAAUCACGAUGCAGCACUGGAAUGAUCACUGAAUAAGGUAAACAUAACACAGCAAAUAACAAACAAACAAAAACAAGGAAUUUCGGUGCAAUUUCCGUUUUUAUCAUCAGAACAAAAUCUAAUAGCAUAGCAUAUUCGGCGUACACCUUUUCCACAAUACGUCAGUGAAAUGUAAAUAAAUAGAGCAUAACAAUAAGACACGCCAACACCCCCAAAACAGCGAGAUAACUAUGUUUAGAGUUUGUGUUGGGUAAAGUGAGAUGGAACUGCUUCAGUGUUUUAAAUAAAAACGAUCAGGGC
Molecule: messenger RNA, 4904 nt
Organism: Trematomus bernacchii (emerald rockcod)
Lineage: Eukaryota; Metazoa; Chordata; Actinopteri; Perciformes; Nototheniidae
Gene: itih6
Product: inter-alpha-trypsin inhibitor heavy chain family member 6
Exons: 17
Biological process (GO): hyaluronan metabolic process
Molecular function (GO): serine-type endopeptidase inhibitor activity
Source: RefSeq, a predicted model, not a curated record